AUGCAUUCCCGCAACUCAUCAAACGCUUCUGACAACUACUCACCUCUAACCCAAUCUUCUUCAUUUCACGAACACGCACGCCACUCCAGCUCUAGCUCUUCAUCUCUGGCCACGACUCCUCCAAAGCACGAACCUAGCAUCGAAUCACUGAACAACCGUGUCUCGAGGACAACUCUUCACGAUCUCGUCGAGGACCCUCACGAGAGGGAGGACGGAUUUGAUCUCUGUGACUCCGCUUUUGAGUCCAACUGCAAAUGUGGCCUCGAGCAAACUCAUUCUAACCAUGACAUCUACCAUCUGAGCGAAGCUGAAUUGGAUCCUCGUCUCUGUCAAUCUGCAUCCGCAUUGGAACGACCCAGUCUGGACCUGGAUUACUCUCUCGCAGAUGGACCAAGCGAGUUCAACAGCGACAGCGAAACUCCUCUGAAGGUGGCCAAGACUAGGUCCAGAGCAAACUCUAGCGAGUCAUCCGUUACUGGUCUGGCUUCUCGUGUGGGCAGCCGUUUGUCAUCUUUCUCAAAGCGCCGUGAUAGAACGCCAACCUCUCCUCCUACCAUGGCUACUCGCCGACUCAGUACCAAGAGUGCUCCGGUCUCUCGCGUGCCGUCACGUGCUCCGUCUUUCCGUAUGUCUGCUGUAGCCAGCCCAGUCCUUACCCCUCUUGAUGUCGAAGCCGAGUCGACUCCAACACCAACUCCUGCCAAUCUUGCUGUCGAAGCUACCAAUCCUCUGGAUAUCCAGUUACCUCAAGCACAUGAGCCAAUUGAUCGCAAGGCCCUGGCAUCUACCCCUCUCCUUCCCAUCCCUAUCCCUGAGCAUAUUGAUGAAGACGCAAUUCAAUCACCAUUGCAGUCUCCAACUGUCAUCGACAACGCUCAAGUAGCUCGCUUGUCCAUGAUCGGUCCAUCGCUCUCCAGCCCAGUCCUACCUGAGAUGGCCAUGGUCGCACCUUCUCUCUCGGCGCAUGCUUCUACCGCUUCACUGGGCGCAAUACAUUCUAGCCAAGUCAUGUCUUCUCCGGACAUCUCUUCAAUGCACAUUGUCAGUCCUCAAGACAAGUGGGCAACCAAACUUGGACAUGCCAACUUUAGCGUUUUCCCAGAACCAUAUCUGCCAGAAACUUACAACAUCCACGCUUGCCGCAAGCUCUUUGAGGACUGGGAAUCGGCUCGCAGACAGUUCAUGCAUCAAGCAGCUCGUACGAGUGAACACUAUGGACCAACUUCGCAGGUGUACAAGUACACGGAGAAGAAAUGGGCCGAGAUUGAUGCGCAAUGGAAGAGAAACCAUGAACUGGUGGUUGCCAAAACAGCUGCAAAUGGCGAGACACCAGUCUUCCAACCUCUGGCAGAGCCAGCACCUCUUACAGAUCUGCCAGCUCUAGAUGAUCCCUUGAAAUUCCCCAAACUUGAAGGUUCGGAUAUCGUCGGACCGAUGGUCAAGUACGCAAAGAUCAAGCAAAAGUCGUCUUCGAAGAAAUCGGCAUUCCUCAAGUUCUUCAACAGUGUGCGAACACCAGGUAACACACUAGGCCGCACACCGACUGGCCUCGGUCUGUGA
Messenger RNA from Aureobasidium namibiae CBS 147.97, 1560 nucleotides. RefSeq lists its product as uncharacterized. The record is from RefSeq and is a predicted model, not a curated record. Lineage: Eukaryota; Fungi; Ascomycota; Dothideomycetes; Dothideales; Saccotheciaceae. Bases 1 to 1560 code for a protein of 519 amino acids. The transcript has a single exon.